CCUGUUGGCGCUGUGCGGGGGUGAGCCCGAGGAAGAAGGCGCAGAGCACCGCAGGCGGGUGUUUCCUGCCGAUCUGCCGGACGCGAUUCGCGGGAUGGAACCCCAAGGCUCAGCCAGACUGAAUUCCAGGAAGAGGAGGAAAGAAGGGGUCGGACCCAACGGGGCGGCCGAGACAGAUGGCAUCCCACCCAAAAUGCCGCGGAACUGUUUCGGGCUCAGAGAGCCAGCUCCAUUUUCCGAUGAACUUGAAGUGGACUACAGCAAGCCAUACGUCCGAGUGACGUUCGAAGAAGCAACAAGAGGGACUCCAUUGGACAGACCCGUCCGGGUUUACGCCGAUGGAAUUUUUGACCUGUUCCACUCUGGACACGCCCGGGCGCUGAUGCAGGCAAAAAACCUCUUCCCAAACACGUACCUCAUUGUCGGAGUCUGCAGCGACGAGCUGACGCACAACUUGAAAGGCUUCACGGUGAUGAACGAGGCCGAGCGCUACGAUGCCGUGCAGCACUGCCGCUACGUGGACGAGGUGGUGAGGAACGCGCCGUGGACUCUCACGCCGGAGUUCCUGGCUGAGCACAGGAUCGAUUUUGUGGCGCACGACGACAUCCCCUAUUCCUCUGCCGGCAGCGACGAUGUCUAUAAGCACAUAAAAGAAGCCGGCAUGUUUGCACCAACUCAGAGGACAGAAGGGAUUUCCACCUCCGACAUCAUCACCCGCAUCGUCCGGGACUACGACGUCUACGCCCGGCGGAACCUGCAGAGAGGCUACACGGCAAAAGAGCUCAAUGUCAGCUUCAUCAACGAGAAGAGAUACCACUUGCAAGAGCGGGUGGACAAGGUGAAGAAGAGGGUGAAGGACGUGGAAGAGAAGUCCAAGGAGUUUGUCCAGAAAGUGGAGGAGAAGAGCAUCGACCUCAUCCAGAAGUGGGAAGAGAAAUCCCGCGAGUUCAUUGGCAACUUUCUGGAGAUGUUCGGCCCUGAAGGAGCUCUGAAGCACAUGCUGAAGGAGGGCAAGGGGCGCAUGCUCCAGGCCAUCAGCCCCAAGCAGAGCCCCAGCAGCAGCCCCACGCACGACCGCUCGCCCUCCCCGUCCUUCCGCUGGCCCUUCACCGCCAGGACGCCCCCCUCCUCGCCAGCCGGCCUCUCCAGGAACAAGUCCACGGUCACCUACGACAUCAGCGAGGACGAGGAGGACUAAAUCCCGGCUUCCCUUCCUGGGAGAAGAAGGAGAUGUGUCCAAUGCGGAAUUGAGCAGCCCCACCUCCAGGCCUGACGGGAAGCGCCACUGAGCUCCAGGAAACCAGCGCCGAGGGGCCGGGUCUGCUGCAGCCGCCCGUCGGGGAGGCGCCUUUCUCCCACGCUAAGGGCUCUGGCCUGGGGGGAACGGGGGGCACGCUGUAACCACCUCCCCAUCCCCAAUCCUCCUCCCCCCCCUUCAACUUAGCAGUUAUUUUCUUCUCGGGGCCGAGGGAGGAAAGCAGGUCUUCUUUUAAAUCAAAUGUUUUCUUUUAAACCGAAGCCAAUGGUAUUAAACUGAGUGCUUCUAUUGGGGGGGGAGGGGGCAGGGCGGACAGGGCAGACAGACCCACCUCUGGACGAGCCCCCUUUCGCUGGCCGUAGCUUUGACCCACUGCUAGGCCCUCGAGCCUGCAUGGAGUUGAGGCAAGGCAGGAAGCCGCCACAGUAGGCCAAGCUCGAAAUACAGAGAGAGUGUUCGGGGGGGGGGAGGCAGCUGCAGGCUACGGAGCUGACGGAACCCUGUUUGGGAUGCUGGAGGCGGGGGGGGCAUCUUGCAUGCCCUCCAGCCCCCACGUUGCCCGGAUGGAAAGGGACGAGGGGCUGUGCAAAGCGGCGAGGGGCUUGCAGGUUUCCACUGUGACCCAACGAUGCACUUGGUUGGUUGGUUGGUUGGUUGGUUGGUUGGUUCUGCUUUUGCUGUCUCCCGCCCCCAGGAAGGACCCCCUUCGGGUUGCUUCACAUGCUUCACGUGCAGCGCCCCCCCAACUGGGCCAGAUGCUUCGCUUGUUCCUGUGUUCAGUGGAGAGGGUUUCACCUCUCGUUGGCCUGGCACCGUCGGUGCCCCAAGUGGAAAAUCUUGCCACGUGGGCAAGCCGGAACCAGAGCCGAACCGGGGUCACGUUCAAU
Molecule: messenger RNA, 2145 nt
Organism: Elgaria multicarinata webbii
Lineage: Eukaryota; Metazoa; Chordata; Lepidosauria; Squamata; Anguidae
Gene: PCYT1A
Product: phosphate cytidylyltransferase 1A, choline
Exons: 9
Coding region: 95-1198 (367 amino acids)
Biological process (GO): CDP-choline pathway
Cellular component (GO): endoplasmic reticulum
Molecular function (GO): choline-phosphate cytidylyltransferase activity; phosphatidylcholine binding
Source: RefSeq, a predicted model, not a curated record